CAGCACCGACUGCCGGGGAGAGCGCCCCCUGCUGAUCCAUGACCCGCUCCCUGCAGCACAGCGCACCCAGCACCUCUCUGCAGCUAAUCCAGCUGCUGUUCCCUGAUCUCUCCUACCACCCUGGACUCUCUCCAUGGGGCAGGCUAAGGGAGCUGCCCCCUGUGUGGGGGGUGGGGAUAAGGAUGCGUAGGGAAGCUGCCCCAGUGCCCCUCCCCCAGACAGGUGGGGGUCUGCCCCAGUGUCCCCUGGAGCACUGUGGGUGGCUGGGCCCUGCUGAUCCCUCCCCCGCCACCCCGUCUUAUUGCAGCCGGUGGGGUAGACGAGCUGGCCGGGAAGUUCUCCAGUAGCAGCGUCAUGUACGGCCUCUGCCGCGUCCAGGACCCCAGCUCCGGGCAGCCCCGCAUCAUCCUCAUCAACUGGGUGGGGGAGAAGGUGCCGGAGUCCUACAGACAGACCUGUGCGGGGCAUCUGCCUGCCAUCAAGGCCUUCUUCAAGGAGGCCAGCCUGGUGGUGAGCGCCCGCCGCCCCGAGGAGGUGACGCAGGAGGGGCUGCACCGCGUGCUGUCCCGGCUCGCGCCAGCAGGGGGCAGCACCUCCAGGCGAGCACCAGCCAGCGGCUCUGAGGAACUGGUGGGCACCAACUACAGGAAAACGAACCCCGCCCUGGAGAUCCGCAGGACCAAACGGGAUUCGUUCUGGGCGCAGGCCGAGAGGGAAGAGGAGCAGCGGAAGGAGGAGGAGCGCCGGCGGCUGCUGGAGGAGCGCAAGCGCUGGGAACGCGAGCGCAUGGAGGAGGAGAAGAGAGAGGCGGCCGAGCGAGAGCGCAAGUUCAAGGAGAAGGAGAGGCUGAUCGAGGAGCAGAGGAAGGAGCAGGCCCGGCUGGAGGCCGAGGAGCGGAGGAAGGAGAAAGCCCGAUGGGAGCAGCAGCAGCGGGAGCACGAGGAGGCCAUGCGGGACCGGUUCCGGCGCAGCGAGUCCAUCGAGAAGGCCGUGGUAAGUGGGGGGAGCCUAGAAAGAGCACCCCCUGCUGGGCCGGGCCUGUCCUAGC
Terrapene triunguis (Three-toed box turtle) is the source of this 1048-nucleotide messenger RNA. Its product is annotated as drebrin-like. Lineage: Eukaryota; Metazoa; Chordata; Testudines; Emydidae. Gene Ontology annotation, cellular component: postsynaptic density; actin filament; site of polarized growth. Bases 355 to 1047 code for a protein of 230 amino acids. Gene Ontology annotation, molecular function: actin filament binding. The record is from RefSeq and is a predicted model, not a curated record. The transcript is spliced from 7 exons. Gene Ontology annotation, biological process: neuron projection morphogenesis; positive regulation of axon extension; postsynaptic actin cytoskeleton organization.